Rotaria sp. Silwood1 is the source of this 384-nucleotide messenger RNA. The record is from the annotation of a GenBank genome assembly. Lineage: Eukaryota; Metazoa; Rotifera; Eurotatoria; Philodinida; Philodinidae.
AUGAUGGAAUUAAUUAAAAGUAAACAAAAUGAUGAUAUCACAAAAGAACUUAUUACAUCAAAAAAACUUGAUCAAUCGAUGCUUCGUUUUACACGAAUUUAUCGAGAUGAAUCUGGUAAAUUUCAACGAGAUCAAAUGGGUCAAGCAUAUUCUUGUAUAAUGAAAGAACAUUAUGGUGAUGUUGGUGUUGAGUUUAUUAGUGCAACAUUUGGUUCAAUGUGUAGUCCGUCAAUUAUAACUAUUGUUCUUACAGGUCCUAUUAAAAACGAUGAUGAAAAAACAUUAUCUAUUAAGAUUUCUAAACAAACAAAUGAUUGGUCUGUAGAAAUAGAACAAUUUAUAUUAAAUGGUAAAGUUAUUCAUUUUAAAAUGCCAUUUUUUUAA